UGACUAGCUGCUGGUAUUCGUCCGCCCGCGGAGCCGCGUCCUCAUCCCGCCCCGUCCCCCCGCGUCCACCGCCCGGCCGGCCCCGCUCCGUCUCCCCGCCGCUUCCACCGUCCGCUCGCUCGGCUUCCCCAGCCGGGGCAUGCCCCGCCAUGUUUGACCUGAACGACGGCUGGAACCUGUCCUUCGCCGGCUGCGGGUUCCUGGGGAUUUACCACAUCGGCGUGGCCAGCUGCCUGCUGGAGAAGGCGCCGUACCUCAUCAAGGGGGCCACCCGGCUGUACGGGGCCUCGGCCGGGGCGCUGACCGCCACCGUGCUGGCCAGCCAGGCGUCCAUAGCCAAAUGCUGCGAGGACGUGAUCGAGGUGGCGAAGGAGGCCCGGAAGAGGAACCUGGGCCCCCUGCACCCCACCUUCAACCUGGUGAAGGUGCUGCGCUCCGGCCUGAGCCGCGACCUGCCGGCCGACGCUCACGUGCGCGCCGCCGGCCGGCUCAGCGUGUCGCUGACCCGCGUGGCGGACGGGGAGAACGUGCUGGUGUCCGACUUCAGCUCCAGGGAGGAGCUCAUCCAGGCGCUGAUCUGCAGCUGCUUCAUCCCCAUCUACUGCGGCCUGAUCCCCCCCUCCUUCAGGGGAGUGCGCUACGUGGACGGAGGCAUCAGCGACAACCUGCCGCAGUCGGAGCUGAAGAACACCAUCACCAUCUCCCCCUUCUCCGGAGAGUGCGACAUCUGCCCCCGGGAUAACUCCACCAGCUUCCACGAGCUGCGCUUCACCAACACCAGCAUCCAGAUGAACCUGGGGAACAUGUACCGGCUCAGCAAGGCCCUGUUCCCCCCAGAGCCCAAGGUCCUGGCUGAGAUGUGUCAGAGCGGCUACAAAGACGCCCUCCGCUUCCUGGAAGACAACAAGCUGCUGAUGCUGGAGCGUCCCUCGGCCGGCCUCGCCCUGCCGGACGCCCCCGACACCUGCUGCUGUAAGACCACCGAGUCCACCCGGGAGUGGGUCCUGCGGAGGCUCCGCCUCCUGCACAAGCAGCACUGGUGGAUGGACGAGCAGCUCGAUCUGCCCACGCACAUCAAGAAAGUGUUCUGCCAGGCCUGCCAGGACAAGUCGGGUCUGUACGCCAAAGUGUCGGGCACGCUGCCCAUGAGGCUGGCCUCCUACAUGCUGAUGCCGGCCACGCUGCCGGUGCAGUCGGCCUACUCGGUGGCUCAGAGGUUCGUGGAGUGGCUCCCCGAGGUGCCCGACGACGUGCGCUGGCUGUUCGGCGUGGCGGGAGACGUUUACCGACAGGCCUGGAGAGGAGACGCCGGACGCUCACAGAGCGAGCCGCGGCUGAGGAAGUGUCUGAGCGAGCCGCCGCUGCAUCCGUCCAGCGACCCCCCCGUACUGCCAGACCUGGCCCCCGCCCUGUCCUCCCUCGAUCUCCACGGCAACUACUGGGAGAUCCCCGCCUCCGGCCCGUCCUCGGCCCACCAGCCCCCGUUCGCCUUCCCCUCCUCCCCCCAGCAGGUCUGCUUCUUCGUGGGCUCGCAGGACCAAGAUCAGGGCCACAACCCGCUCUGAGUCCACCUGGGACCCCCGACACCCCCCACCGAGACUGUUUCACACUCCGAGCAGCACUGAGGACUCAUGGACCAGAGCUGGAGGGUCUCUCUGGACGUGGAGGGUCUCUCUGGACGUGGAGGGUCUCUCUGGACCUGGAGGGUCUCUCUGGACCUGGAGGGUCCCGGAUCGGUUUUAAAGCACAACCUCAGCUACCUGUUUUUGAAGUUCCAGCGCACCAACGUGCGCCACGUCCCUCACAAAGACUUUUACUGUUUUUAAUGAACAUUUUAACCUUCUGUGUCUUACAGAGUGAGUGAGUGAGUGAGUGUGUGUGUGUGUGUGUGUGAGUGUGAGUGUGUGUGCGUGUGUGUGUGUGUGUGUGUGUGAGUGUGUGUGUGUGAGCGUGCCUGAUGAUCAAACUGUUUUAGUUCAGGUUUAGUUUAGAUCAGUUUUAUUCCUCAGUGUGAUUAAAUAUUGAGUGAAGUGAGACUGAAUGGCUGAAAUAUGCAGUCAGAGCUGCCAGACUGGCAGAAACGGUGACCCGGCUGAAGUAAUCAGUCGGGCCGACCGGGUUGUAGGGGUCGCAGACCGCUACGUUAGCCCAGUUAGCUAGCAUGACUUCCAGACCAGCUGGAAAACUGGAUGAAACCGGUUCAGGGCGGGUUGAACCAGACCCAGGUUUACCUCUGAGAGGAGACACUGAUGUUUUUCCUGACCGGUCGCUCACGCUCACCACCUGUGGCCUUAGAAACAGCGCUAAUGCUAAUGCUAAUGCUAAACCGUACACAGCUGGCACGGAGCCUGGCUGUGGUUGACUGUGGGAAGCUACACACCAGGGACGCACUGAGUCCUGAUGCUGUUUGCAGCAGCUCCAAGACCAAAGUCAGACUUCUGAUGCAAGUUAAAUGGAAAACAUUUAUCUUCUGGGGACAUUUCAGAAAAAAGAAACUGUAAAACAUUUUGACAAUAACGAAGUCAUGAAAUGCUUUGUAAUUGACUGUUUCUGGUCGCAGGAAUAAAGAAAAAGUGCACUUUGCAGAACGAAUGCAUUUGACUGUUUAUUUGCACAAAAGA
Messenger RNA from Salarias fasciatus (jewelled blenny), 2621 nucleotides. It is a transcript of the gene pnpla3, whose product is annotated as patatin-like phospholipase domain containing 3. Gene Ontology annotation, cellular component: cytoplasm; membrane; lipid droplet. Gene Ontology annotation, biological process: lipid homeostasis; triglyceride catabolic process; positive regulation of triglyceride catabolic process. Gene Ontology annotation, molecular function: triacylglycerol lipase activity. The transcript is spliced from 9 exons. Bases 150 to 1565 code for a protein of 471 amino acids. The record is from RefSeq and is a predicted model, not a curated record. NCBI's taxonomy places the organism in Eukaryota, Metazoa, Chordata, Actinopteri, Blenniiformes, Blenniidae.